CGGCUUAGAGCAUCAGCACUCGCAACUCUUCAGUCCGACCAGCCUCCAGUCUACAUUCAGCGAGUUCAGCCCAUAUAACCACCAUGAGCGCCAGAUCCUUCAUCGUCGGUCUUGCCGCCCUCUCCAUCGUCUCUGCCGCGCCUGUCGCUCAAUGGGACGAGACCGAUACUGCCGACAUCGUUGGUGGCGUUCCUGCCGUAGCUGGCGACUUUCCAUUCAUCAUCAGCCUGCAGAAGAAUGGUGCCCACUUCUGCGGUGGCUCUCUCCUGGAUUCAACUACUGUUCUGACUGCCGCUCAUUGCGCUGAUGGCCAAACCACCACCGGUCUCACUAUUCGCGCUGGCUCACUGAACCGCAAUUCCGGUGGCGUUACAUCUUCAGUGGCUUCGCUCCAUGUCCACCCCGAAUACAACGCCGACACUGUCGAUAAGGAUGUUGCGAUUCUGAAGCUCCGCACUGCCAUUCCCGAGAGCUCUACCAUCAAAUACGCCAUUCUGGCUGCCUCAGGUUCCGACCCUGCCGUCAACACAGUAGCUAGGACCGCUGGCUGGGGUGCAACCCAGAACUCUGCGGAAUCAACCGUCAACCUUCGCAAGGUCGACGUUCCUAUCGUUAGCCGCGCUCAGUGCAUCGCCGAUUACCUCUUGGACACGCCACCCAAGGACGUCACCACAAACAUGUUCUGUGCCGGUCUCGAUGCUGGCGGCAAGGACUCCUGCCAGGGUGACUCCGGUGGUCCUAUCGUUGACGCUAGCACUGGCACCCUGAUCGGUGCUGUCAGCUGGGGUACUGGAUGUGCACUUGCUGCUUUUCCUGGUGUGUAUGCUCGCAUUGGUGCUCUUAGAAGCUUCAUCGAUCAGUUCUGAGUGUGCGAUUCGUUUGGAUUCUAUGCUCCGGUUUUAUUGCGCCGGGGCUGAAAAGAGCUUUAGCUGGCUUUCUAUCUAUUGUGCUUUACCGCAGAGACGAAUAGAGUGAACUUUUACUUUUCUCACAAUGUACGCAUUUAGUAUAUGUGAGCUUCUGAAGUGUGUUGAAGGUGAUCAAGAUUCGUGCUGAAGCUUCCCACUCAAGAACUCGAGGCCGCUGUCAUUAUUGAAU
Didymella exigua CBS 183.55 is the source of this 1098-nucleotide messenger RNA. RefSeq names its product trypsin-domain-containing protein. Gene Ontology annotation, molecular function: serine-type endopeptidase activity. The transcript has 3 exons. Gene Ontology annotation, biological process: proteolysis. The record is from RefSeq and is a predicted model, not a curated record. NCBI's taxonomy places the organism in Eukaryota, Fungi, Ascomycota, Dothideomycetes, Pleosporales, Didymellaceae. Bases 84 to 866 code for a protein of 260 amino acids.